Dimorphilus gyrociliatus is the source of this 691-nucleotide messenger RNA. The record is from the annotation of a GenBank genome assembly. Lineage: Eukaryota; Metazoa; Annelida; Polychaeta; Dinophilidae.
GAUGAAAGAGCAUUUUCCACCUGACUCCCAUUCACAAUGGCUACACUGGGCAUUUUCUUUUGGUUGGAGAAUGCAACCGUCUUCCUAUGAUGACUGCUCUGAAGCAAAUGUCAAUGAUACACAGAAAUAUGUUUUCACUUUUAACCCUUACGGUUCCACGGCAGCAAAACAUAGAAUUGACAACGAUGCCAUAGGCAUCUCUGGUUAUACUGCCAAUCAAAUUACCGAGUUGUAUACAGUUUACCUUAAAAAACGUAAUAUUACUACAAAGACAGAAAUUAUCUCAAGAACGUUUGAUGCCGUGUGGGCGAGUUUAAUGGCCUUAGAGAACACUAAAAAAUUAUUGCCACCUGGUGUUGAACUAACAGACUUUGAUUAUAAGAAUUCCAAGAUAACGCAGGUUUUGCAAGAUAGUUUAAGGAGUUUAGACUUUUAUGGAAUGUCUGGAAGAGUUUCCUUCCAGAAGUCUGGUAAUCGAUUGUCUGAAAUAGCUAUUUUCCAAAGACAAGGUAUAGAAGAUGUAGAGGUUGGAGUUUAUAAUUCAUUUGACAAUGAAUUGGAAUGGUUCAAGUCUCCUAUAUUUUUAGGUGAAGACACUCAUAAUUCGUUAUCUUACAAAAUAAAUCAUAUUUAUACAAUUGAUUCUAUCAAACAAAGAAAAUAUAUUCACAAGCUACUAAGGAUGUAUUAA